Symbiodinium necroappetens is the source of this 1023-nucleotide messenger RNA. The record is from the annotation of a GenBank genome assembly. NCBI's taxonomy places the organism in Eukaryota, Dinophyceae, Suessiales, Symbiodiniaceae.
GAAGCCAAUUUGAUCGGAGUCCAGUUUGAGUUCGACAUUGGCUCCAGCAACGAUGGGCGAAGUCAGGCCAAAAAUCUGGUUUGCGUGGACCCCGGCUCCGGCAACUUCGGCGCCGCAGGCCCGGGCAAGGGCCACGGCAAGGGUCUGGAGCCCGGUGACCUCAUUUGUGCUAUCCGAUCUGUGCGGAAGCUAUUGGCAGCCAUGAUGGAUCCAGACCAUGGGAUGGUGAAGGCCGUCUUCUUGGUCGGCCGUGGCGGAGGAGGGCACAUGGCAGCUGCGAAAGCGCUGCAGCGGUGUGUCCUCGACAAUGCAGAGUCCGUUAUUGAGUGUGUCGAGAUUGCUGACGGUGGAGGUCUGGCCGAGCUGGCGAUCUCCGGGGAUCUCCUGCCUAGCGGUGAUGACAUCUACAACUACCUCAUGCGAAUAGGCUUCUACAAUAUGGCGGGAAUGUUGGGCAACAUUGCAGCCUUCGGCAUUCGAAUGAAUCAGGCAGCAAUCGAAGAGGUCUUCGAGGAGUACUGGCACGUGAAGAAGCCAGCAUUGGUGGUGUCUUUUGUCCCGUUCCUCAACGUCGCGAUGCGGGCCUCCCUGUUGAAAGUCUUUCCUCACGGCCGCUUUGUGACGGUGAUCACUGAUGUGGCGAACUGUCGAGAGCAUCCUUGGAUAGACCGGUACGACGCCACUGCUUUGAAUCAUAGCCUUGUGGUUGGGAACGAGACUCUCGAAGCCCAGGCGCUGGAGAUGGGUUGGCCAUCCUCGGCACUGCUGAGAACCUCAGGCAUGGUCAUCCACCCACAAUUCUACGACGCGAAGGCCAAGAACCAUGGUGCGACUUCCCAGGCUCAUCGGCAUUCUGAAUUGCAUUUCUGUGCACGCGGUUUCCUGGCAGACGGUUGUGAUUUUCUUCGGCGGAACCGCCCCCACGCGGGUCGGGCAAAUCGCCAGAAAGCUGAAAUGUCCAUCGUUGUUCUUUGCCACCUGGCGAAGUGUGGCAAGAACGAAGAGCUGCGUACCCAGCUACAG